AUGAGCUUGACCGAAUCCCCAGCAUCAGUGGCAAGAAAGCAGGAGAUUCAGCAAAAGAUUGCUGAGAUUGUCAAACAGCAGAAGGAGGAAUUCAAGAGAAGGGUUGAGGCCAAUAAACAGUACGCUAAACUCAUGACUGAAAAGAUUCUCAAGGAAUACAAGAAGGAGCAUACAGAGCUUGAAGAAAGGCUCUCGAACACAAGCGAGAUGUACGUCCCAGCCGAACCUAAUUUCUUUGUUGCCAUCCAAAUAAGAUCUCAAAUCAAAAUCUCUCCUCGUCCCAGGAAGACACUUGCGCUGCUCCGACUUAAAAACAUCAAUAACUGCGUCAUUUUGAAGAACAACCAGAGCAUAAAAAAUAUGCUUCAAAAUGCAAAAGACUACAUUGCGUUUGGAACCAUUUCGUACGAGCUUCUUAGAAGAUUGAUUUACACCAGGGGAUAUGGAAAGAUUAAUGGAACCAAGGUAAAGCUCACCAAUGAGAAUAUUGAGACAGCCUUCCAGGGUAAAUUUAAGUGCAUUGAAGAACUCUGUGAUGUGAUAUACCAUGGCAAAGAAGAUAUGAAGGAUGUUCUUAGGUUUCUCUGUCCAUUCAAGCUCGGCCCACCAAAGGGUGGAUUCAAGAAUGGUCAUAAAAAAAGAAGCUUUGUGCAGGGUGGGUCUACCAAUGACCACAAAGAGCUAUUGGGAGAGCUUUUAGAGAGGAUGAUCCAAUAA
This is a messenger RNA of Vittaforma corneae ATCC 50505, 717 nucleotides long. RefSeq names its product 60S ribosomal protein L7. Lineage: Eukaryota; Fungi; Microsporidia; Nosematidae. Gene Ontology annotation, cellular component: cytosolic large ribosomal subunit. Gene Ontology annotation, biological process: maturation of LSU-rRNA from tricistronic rRNA transcript (SSU-rRNA, 5.8S rRNA, LSU-rRNA). The transcript has a single exon. The record is from RefSeq and is a predicted model, not a curated record. The coding region runs from base 1 to 717 and encodes 238 amino acids. Gene Ontology annotation, molecular function: structural constituent of ribosome; RNA binding.